GUAGAUCUGCCAAAAUGCCAACGGAGCCAAAUGAAAACUUCACCACCACCAGGUCGAACCUGACGACCCCGAUCCUCGGGUGCCCCCCCGUCGGGAUCCAGCUGGAGGGUGUGAUUCUGCCCCCGGUGCUCACCAUCGAUGUCAUACUGGGGCUUGUGGGAAACUUAGUGGCCCUGUGGAUCUUCUGCUUCAAACUGAAGGCCUGGAAUCCCAACACCCUGUUCCUCUUCAACCUGGUCAUCGCCGACUUCCUGGUCCUGGCGAGCGUGCCGCUGAGGAUCGAUGCCUUGCUCAGGGGCCACUGGGUGUUUGGGGACGUCAUGUGCCGGGUCAACCUCUUCCUGAUGUUCUCCAACCGCUCGGCCAGCAUCGCACUCAUGACGGUGGUGGCGAUUUACCGCUACUUUAAGGUGGUCCACCCCCACCACCGGUUCAACCGCAUGACGAAGCUCCAGGCGCUGUGGGUGUCGGUGCUGGUCUGGCUGCUGGUGAUUGGUCCUCGGGUCCCCAUGCUGGCGUACAACCACAUCAAGGGCAGCGGCAGCAGAACCCAGUGCUUCUUCUUCACGUCUUACAAAGAGGCGUCGCGCGCCAUCAUCGUCCUGGUCGCCAUGCACCGCAUCCUGACGGUGCUGGAGUUCAUCAUCCCCAUGGCGAUGCUGCUGUUCUGCUCCAUCCGCAUCGCCGGCUUCCUGAAGGGCCGGCAGAUGGGGAAGGCCAACAAGGUGCGCAAGGCGAUGCGGGUGUGCGUGGCCAUCGUGGCGGUGUUCAUGGUAUGCUUCCUGCCCACCACGGUGACCACCAUCGGGGUGUGGGUCAUCCGCUCGUACCGGCCGCGGGACUGCGCCUCCUUCUACACCUUCACCCAGCUCAACAUCGUGUCCCUGGGGCUGAACUUCCUGAACUCGGCCCUGGACCCCGUGGUCUACGUCUUCUCCAGCUCCAUGUUCAGGAAGGCCCUGAUCGGCUCGCUGCCCCGCGCCCUGCGCUGCACCAAGGACCCAGAGGACAGCGGGGGGGACGUGCCGUCCUCGGGGACGCAGUCCACCACCCAGCAGGAGCUCAAGCCCAUGAGGAAGGACAGAGGUAGCGAAGCCAUGUGAAGAACUUUCCCUCCUGGAUGGAGACGGAGGAGACGCAGGAGACGCAGGAGGAGGAGACAA
Molecule: messenger RNA, 1163 nt
Organism: Etheostoma cragini (Arkansas darter)
Lineage: Eukaryota; Metazoa; Chordata; Actinopteri; Perciformes; Percidae
Gene: hcar1-3
Product: hydroxycarboxylic acid receptor 1-3
Exons: 2
Coding region: 15-1103 (362 amino acids)
Biological process (GO): G protein-coupled receptor signaling pathway
Cellular component (GO): membrane
Molecular function (GO): G protein-coupled receptor activity
Source: RefSeq, a predicted model, not a curated record